UCCCGUAGUCGCAGCCAUACGGGUCGGGCGCAAAAUUAAUUUCGUUGCAUUAUAAAAAAUAUAUAUAUAUAUAUUAAUAUAUUCCGACACUUGACUAAACUUCAUUCAUCGUAUUUGCUGAAAAGGUGACUAGAGACUGCUCCACCAUAUGAAAUUGAAAGUGGAAAGAAUGGCUUCACUGAACGUACUGCUGACACUCGCGCUGAUCCUGGAGGUGUGGGUGUAUGCCAUCCCUCUGGGCGAACCAUCCCCCUCAGGUGGUCUCGCUGGUAAUCCGGUCUGGAGUUACGAAGGCAAUAGUGGUCCAGCCUUCUGGCAUGAGGCGUUCCCGAGGUGUGGAGGAGAGAAUCAGUCUCCCGUUGACCUCAAGAUAGAAGACACGACCCAUUGGUCAGGUCGCCUGCCGUUUACCUUCGGGAGGUACAACGUAUCGCCUCCAGACGUGACAGUGAAGAACAAUGGUCAUACAGUGGUGGCAACCUGGACUACAAAGGACAUGGAUAAACUUCCUUUCAUCAAAGGCGGCGGGCUGGAGGGCGUGUAUGUCUUCAGUAACUUCCACUUCCAUUGGGGCAGCGACGACUCCAAGGGAUCAGAGCACACCUUCGAUGGUGACAGAUACGCGGCCGAGCUCCACCUUGUCCACUUCAAGAAGGACUACGGCACUUUGUCAAAGGCCCUCAAGCACAAGGAUGGCGUGGUGGUGCUUGGGGUGAUGGUUGAGGCCGACGACAAUGACAAUGAGCGCCUCCAGCCCUUCGUGGACGCGCUCGAGGAGGUCGUCGAGUUGGGAACCGAAUUCCACCCGGACUACAACAUACCCCUCGAUGCCCUCUUGCCCGAGGAGGAGGACAGGCACCUCUUCUUCCGUUACCAGGGCUCUCUGACCACGCCCCUUUGCAACGAGGUGGUGACAUGGACCCUCUUUCAGACGCCCAUCGCCCUUUCGAGCAAUCAGCUCGCCCAGUUCCGCGCCCUCAUUGGCCACGACGGCCUGCACCACCUUCAGGAUAACUUCAGGCCCGUCCAGCCCCUGAACGGCAGAGAGGUGGCAUUCGUAGAUACGGGAAGUUACUAAGAAAAAGAAAAGCUUCCGUCUUGUUCCGCAGAAGCUAUGUCUUCCCACUCUUGUACAAUUACAUUUACUACUUACUUUGCAUCUUCAUUGUUUUCUUACACAGAUUUUGUUACAGAGAUAUACUUUUAUUGUUGUAUGUAUACAUUUUUAGGAUGAAAUUAAAACCUAUGCUUUGUU
Penaeus monodon (black tiger shrimp) is the source of this 1255-nucleotide messenger RNA. RefSeq names its product carbonic anhydrase 3-like. The transcript is spliced from 9 exons. Gene Ontology annotation, molecular function: carbonate dehydratase activity; zinc ion binding. Gene Ontology annotation, cellular component: plasma membrane. The record is from RefSeq and is a predicted model, not a curated record. Lineage: Eukaryota; Metazoa; Arthropoda; Malacostraca; Decapoda; Penaeidae. The coding region runs from base 149 to 1078 and encodes 309 amino acids.